CUCUCCCCGAGCCCCGGGUAACUCUUAAAGUGGAGGGGGAACCUGUUCAAUUUUUGGUAGAUACCGGAGCCCAGCACUCCGUCCUUCUCCACUCAAAAGGUCCUAUCUCAGCUAAAAGGUCAUGGGUACAAGGAGCCACUGGGAAUAAACAAUAUUCAUGGACCACACGAAGGACAGUAGAUCUUGGGAUUGGACGAGUAACCCAUUCAUUUUUGAUUAUUCCGGAAUGCCCCUAUCCUUUGCUGGGAAGAGAUUUACUCUCCAAAGUAGGGGCUCAAAUCCACUUUCAGCCAGAAGGUUCCACCAUAACUGAUAAUAAAGGAAGGUUACUUCAAAUAUUGACUAUGAAAUUAGAAGAUGAAUAUAAAUUAUACGAGCAGCCUUCAUCCUCACGAGUUAAUGUUACAGAUUGGGUAACUCGGUUCCCUCAAGCCUGGGCAGAAACUGCCGGAAUGGGGAUGGCCAAAAAUCGGCCCCCGGUGCUAGUGUAACUCAAGGCAACUGUCACCCCAAUAAUGGUCCGUCAAUACCCCAUGAGUAGAGAAGCCAAAGACGGUAUCCGUCCCCAUAUACAGAGGCUACUAGACUUGGGCAUCUUAAUAAGAUGUCAAUCAGCAUGGAACACCCCUCUCCUGCCGGUAAAGAAACCAGGAACAAAUGAUUAUCGGCCGGUGCAGGAUCUACGAGAGGUAAACAAACGGGUGGCAGAUCUCCACCCCACAGUUCCAAACCCUUACAACCUCCUGAGCACUCUUCCACCUCAACAUACGUGGUAUACUGUUUUGGACCUUAAAGAUGCUUUUUUCUGUUUAAGACUCUCUCCCCUGAGCCAACCCUACUUUGCCUUCGAAUGGAAAGAUCCAACAUCGGGAAUGUCUGGUCAGCUGACAUGGACACGGCUACCUCAGGGAUUCAAGAACUCCCCGACCAUCUUUGAUGAAGCCCUCCAUCAGGAUUUGGCAUUAUAUAGAGAAUCAAAUCCCCAGGUAACAUUACUCCAAUACGUUGAUGAUAUUUUAUUAGCUGCUGAGACCCAAGAAGAUUGUAUCAAGGGUACUGAAAAACUGUUAACGGAACUUGGAACCCUGGGAUAUAGAGCCUCAGCCAAGAAAGCACAAAUAUGCCAACAACAGGUCAGUUACCUGGGGUAUCUAUUAAAAGGGGGGCAAAGAUGGCUCACGGAGAGCAGAAAGGAUACGGUGGCCCAAAUUCCGGCUCCCAAAAACGCCAGGCAGGUUAGAGAAUUUUUGGGGACGGCCGGAUUCUGUAGACUAUGGAUUCCAGGGUUUGCUGAGCUGGCAGCCCCAUUGUACCCCCUAACCAAAAACAGCACUCCUUUCGUUUGGGGCGAUAAGGAACAACGGGCUUUUGACCAAAUCAAACGAGCUUUACUUUCAGCUCCAGCCCUAGGACUGCCAGAUGUAACCAAACCUUUUCAUUUAUAUGUGGCCGAAAAUAAGGGCAUUGCAAAAGGAGUAUUGACUCAGAAAUUGGGUCCCUGGAAUCGCCCAGUUGCUUAUUUGUCAAAAAAAUUGGACCCUGUGGCAUCAGGAUGGCCCACCUGUUUAAAGAUAAUCGCUGCAGUGGCCGUUCUAGUCAAAGAUGCUGACAAACUAACUUUAGGACAAAAUCUAACGAUAACAGCUCCUCAUGCCCUGGAAAAUGUAGUCUGUCAACCACCGGAUAGGUGGCUAACUAAUGCCAGGAUGACCCAUUACCAAACCCUGUUGCUAAACUCAGAUCGCAUCAAGUUUGCUCCAGCCACAGGACUCAAUCCAGCCACCUUGCUACCUGAUCCUGACUUGGAAGGCUCCACCAUCAUACAUGAUUGUCAGGAAGUACUGGCCGCAGCACACGGCAGUAGGCCAGAUCUGAUGGACCUGCCCCUCCCUGAUGCUGAUUUCACCUGGUUCACGGAUGGGAGCAGUUUCCUGGAGGAAGGUAAGCGUCGAACUGGGGCAGCCGUGGUAGACGGAAAACAAGUCAUAUGGGCAGCGGCGCUACCACAAGGGACCUCAGCCCAACGAGCUGAAUUAAUUGCCCUGACGAGGGCAUUAGAGAUGGCAGAGAAUAAAAAAGUAAACAUCUACACAGACAGUAGAUAUGCGUUUGCUACCACUCAUAUCCACGGUGCCAUUUACCAACAGAGAGGGCUACUAACUUCAGGUGGCAAAGAAAUUAAAAACAAAGACGAAAUCAUGGCUUUGUUGACUGCACUCAUGCUUCCUACUAAAGUCAGUAUCAUCCACUGCCCUGGACAUCAAAAAGGAAAUACCCCAAUAAUUAGGGGAAAUAAUAUGGCUGACCAAGUGGCCCGAGAAAUAGCAUCGGGAGAAGUCAUUCUAGGACUGUCAGAUAAAGUUCCUGAAAAACCAGGCCGUGAUGAAGAAAUCAUCCCGGCCACAACAAAAGGAACUUUGUCCCCUCAGCAAGCAGAAUCCAUGUUACAACAGAUGCACAGAUGGACACAUUUGGGGACUAAAAAGAUGGUAGCCUUGUUACAAAAAGCCGGGUACGAAACCCCUGGAAUGACAAAAUUAGCUGAACAAAUUGUGCAGGAAUGCAUCCCAUGUCAACAGGUAAAUGCUCAAAAAGGGAAACUUGAAACUGGAAAGAGACUCAGGGGGGACCGCCCAGGAACUUACUGGGAGGUGGACUUUACUGAAGUGCGUCCUGGAAGGUACGGUAAUAAAUACCUUUUAGUUUUUGUAGACACUUUUUCAGGAUGGAUAGAGGCUUUCCCAACAAAGAAAGAAACAGCUGCUGUAGUAGCCAAGAAGAUUUUAGAAGAAAUUUUUCCUCGAUUUGGAGCACCAAAGGUAAUAGGGUCUGAUAAUGGUCCAGCCUUCGUCGCCCAGGUAAGUCAGGAUGUGGCCAGAUAUUUGGGGACUGAUUGGAAAUUACAUUGUGCAUAUAGACCCCAGAGUUCAGGUCAGGUAGAAAGAAUGAAUAGAACUCUAAAAGAGACCCUAACCAAAUUGUCCUUGGAGACUGGCGGUACAGAUUGGACGGUGCUCCUUCCUUUAGCCCUGUUCCGGGUUAGGAAUACACCUUCCCGGUACCAUCUUACUCCUUUUGAGGUGCUAUACGGGGCCCCACCUCCCCUUCUCACCUUAGGAGAAGAAAUAAAACCAGACUGUCAAAAUAACACUGACUUGUAUGCUAGGCUAUUGGGACUCCAACUGGUCCAAAAGGAGAUAUGGUCCCAACUCGCCGAGGCCUACCAACCGGGAACACCGGGAGAAGCUCAUCCUUUCCAAGUCGGGGACUCCGUAUACGUCCGUCGGCAUCGAACCCAGACGUUGGAACCUCGAUGGAAAGGACCAUACACCGUCCUCCUAACCACCCCAACGGCCAUAAAAGUGGACGGCAUCGCUGCCUGGAUCCAUGCUUCACACGUGAAAGCUGCACCAGCGGCGGCAUCAUCAGGAUGGCAGGCCCAAAGAACCGACAACCCGCUCAAACUCAAGCUUCUACGAACCUAA
This is a messenger RNA of Lagenorhynchus albirostris (white-beaked dolphin), 3485 nucleotides long. RefSeq lists its product as uncharacterized. The record is from RefSeq and is a predicted model, not a curated record. Gene Ontology annotation, molecular function: nucleic acid binding; aspartic-type endopeptidase activity; RNA-DNA hybrid ribonuclease activity. The transcript has a single exon. Gene Ontology annotation, biological process: DNA integration; proteolysis. The annotation marks the transcript as partial. NCBI's taxonomy places the organism in Eukaryota, Metazoa, Chordata, Mammalia, Artiodactyla, Delphinidae.